AUGACGUCGUCCUCGUCCUCCUCCUCCUCCUCCUCCUCCUCGGAAGAAGAGGAAACCUCCCCCACCACCGCACCCGCCACCGCCCCCGCCCCCACCACCGCACCAGCAAACACCGCCGCCACCAACCCCGCCCACCAAGACAAGAUCAAAUCCGCAAUGCAAUCCCUCUCUUCAAUCCUCUCAUCCCCGCUCUCCUCACACGACCCCUCCGCCCUCUACCCUCCCAUCUCCGCCCUCCUCCGCCGCCCAAACUCCGGCACCGGCGACAACAACCUCUGCCGCUGGCUAUACGACACCUUCCAAUCCUCCGUUCCCGACCUCCAACUCCUCGUCCUCCGCUUCCUCCCUCUCAUCACCGGUCUCUACCUCUCUCGAAUCCAUAACCGAAAGCCUCAAGCCGGUUUUGAAGCCGUUCUGUUAGCAUUCUACGCGCACGAAACAACCUCACGCGCCGGACAGCCCGUAACCGCCACGCUCCCUGAUCUCUCCCACCCUAGCCUCUACCACGAGUCAAAAACUCCACCGCCUUCGAAAAACUCCGCCACGGAUCUCAACAUCGCCGUUGUUUCCCCAACGCUCGAGCCUCACGGAACUGUUAGGUCAACGAGAAGAGCAAGAAUCGUCGGCGUAGCGUUAGAACUCUUCUACAGCAAGAUAUCUUCAAUGCCGACAGAAUCGAAGGUGGAUUUCUGCGAGUUUUGUAAGAUUUGGGCGGGACAAGACGGUAGCAUGUAUAAACAUUUCGAGGAAGAAGGAAUAACAGAAAUCAAAAUCGACGUGAAAAAGAAAGAGAAAGAGAAAGAGAAAGGUAAGGGUAAAGGUAAAGGUGGUGGAAAGGCGGUGGAGGAGACGGCGGCGGCGGAAGGGAGGAUACCGAUGCCGUGGGAGCUGAUGCAGCCGGUGGUGAGGAUUCUGGCGCAUUGUUUGAUGGGACCGGGGAGUAAUAAAAAUGAGGCGGUGUUCGCGGCGGCGAAUGAGGCUAGCCGGUGCUUGUUUGCACGGUCCAUGCAUGAUGUGAACCCCAUGGCUAUAUUGGCCAUGAGGAGCUUGUUGAGGCUUUCUAAGACUCUUGAUGAUGAGUUUGAUCCAACUGAGUUACCUGUAACUGAUAUUAUUACCCUUUAGAUUGUUUUUUUUUAUAUGAAUUUUUAAGA
Molecule: messenger RNA, 1154 nt
Organism: Arachis stenosperma
Lineage: Eukaryota; Viridiplantae; Streptophyta; Magnoliopsida; Fabales; Fabaceae
Exons: 1
Coding region: 1-1125 (374 amino acids)
Biological process (GO): protein localization to plasma membrane; phosphatidylinositol phosphate biosynthetic process
Cellular component (GO): plasma membrane
Source: RefSeq, a predicted model, not a curated record